Molecule: messenger RNA, 1478 nt
Organism: Tribolium castaneum (red flour beetle)
Lineage: Eukaryota; Metazoa; Arthropoda; Insecta; Coleoptera; Tenebrionidae
Gene: Myd88
Product: Myd88
Exons: 6
Coding region: 212-1414 (400 amino acids)
Biological process (GO): positive regulation of canonical NF-kappaB signal transduction; innate immune response; toll-like receptor 4 signaling pathway
Cellular component (GO): plasma membrane
Molecular function (GO): TIR domain binding; Toll-like receptor binding
Source: RefSeq, a predicted model, not a curated record
UCUUAGCAAUGGUAUUCCCUUUAAUUAAACCAGCUGGUGUGAAAACAGCCUCAAAACCAUCAAUUUCGGUAAGAUUGAGUUAUUUUUGCCCCAAUCCAAGGUCACGUCAUAAAAUUGGCAACGUUCGUUAUGUCAAUUACGUCAACUGUCAAUCAAUUAAGAUGCCCAUUUAUUUUCAUCGCCCUAAAAGAUGAUUUUUAGUUAGUGUAGAAUGGAGGCUGCGGGCGAAUCGCGGGAAGUCCCCAUAACAGUCUUGAGGCCCAAAACCAAGGCACUGUUAUGCGACCUGUUGAACCCCCAGAUGUUCAUGCCAGGCCCUAAUGGGGUGCUCCGGUAUUGGAGAGGUUUGGCUGGCCUGUGCCAGAUUAGCCCCAAUUAUGAGGCGAGUCUUGUCAACGAUUCAAACCCCACAGAUAAAGUGUUACAGUUGUGGUAUGAAAAAGACCCCCAACGUUGUACUGUACAACAAUUGUUGUUAUUUUUAGAAGAGAUGGACCGGUUUGAUGUUGCGGACGAUGUCUUGGAUUUGAUCGAUGAGGACAUUAAAUUGUACAAAGCCAAUCCACAAGGCUAUGAACUCAAGCCUCUCUAUUCCGAAGCUGAUAAAUACAUUAUUACAACAGAUGACGUGAUAAGGAUUAAUGAAGGCCGGGAUUUGGAAAUUUACGAUGCGUUUUUAUUGUACGACCAUGAUGAUAUUGAAUUUGCCAUAGAAUUGUUGGACAGAAUGGAGAAGGAAUAUGGAAUGAAGUUCUGCGUUAAAGACCGCGAUUUGGUCGGAGGUGGCUUAGAAAUGGACAAAAUGAUUAAAUUAAUAACACAUCGGUGUAACCGUUUGGUUGUUAUUCUUUCAGAUUCGUUUUUUAAAAGCUCAGCCAAUGAGUAUUAUUUAAGUUUUGCACACGCUUAUGGAAUUGAAAGUCAAAGGAAAAUUAUUCCUUGCAUUUAUAAAAAUCUAACAACGAAUCCGCCACAUAUGAAGUGUCUCUUCACUUUGGAUUUUCAACGAAUGGCUGCUUUCAAUGUGUGGGAUAAGUUACGUGAUUCGAUCAGAGUGGUCAGUGCGGAAAAAUUCAAAGUUAACAGGUCCCAAUCCGACAAUGGUCAAGUGUUGAGGUCCGCUUUACAUCAGAGGGACCCUAUCGGUCUCAGACCGUUAAAUCACGGCGUAAAAUUUAGCAGUAGUGUAGGUGAUUUGAAAAGCACAGAGGCUAUAAGCGAACCACCGCUCAAUCCCAGUACAAGUGCCGACAAUUUAGAAUCGUGUUCGGAACAGAAAAAAGAGAAGAAAACCACUUUGUUGAAAAAAAUCAAAGGCCAUUUCAAGCGAGAUAAAGAUUGCUCAUCCAAGGCGGAAAAAGGAAGCAAAGGAUUGAAGAAACACUUGAAGCGAGCCACAGCCGUCGCGAACUGAUGCAUUUUAUUUGUGAUUUGUGUAAAUAAGUGCAAUUAUUUUUAAUAAAUAUGAUUGAAUUUGU